This is a messenger RNA of Euleptes europaea (tarantolino), 2133 nucleotides long. Its product is annotated as carboxypeptidase N subunit 2-like. Bases 1 to 2133 code for a protein of 710 amino acids. NCBI's taxonomy places the organism in Eukaryota, Metazoa, Chordata, Lepidosauria, Squamata, Sphaerodactylidae. The transcript has 4 exons. The record is from RefSeq and is a predicted model, not a curated record. Gene Ontology annotation, molecular function: protein binding.
AUGCUGCAGACGGACAGCUCCUCCCCACGGCUCCAGUGGCACAUCACCCUGGGGUGCUGGAAGCAGCAGUGGGCCUGGCACCAAAGCAGACCUCUGGAUCUGGGCCAGCGCACGCUAUCUCUCGGGGGAGACCUGUGUGGAGCACGCAGACAAGCGGCAGCCGCCCUGAGCAGAUCAGCACCCUGCCCGGCCAGGCGUGGGAUGCCUCCUCCAGAUAAGGGCCAGGGCAGCCUCUGCCGAAGCCGGAACGGCUCCAGCGCCACACAACCUCCGGGGGCCAAACAGCCGGAUGCCAGGCUCGCCAGGACGGGCCCUUUGUGGUUCGUGCCCUGUGGCCGUGUGUCUCCCUCCAGCAUGAAGCCCGCCGGCCUUGCCCUGCUUCUCCUCGUCCUCGUCCUCCUCCUCUUGGGAGCUGGACACAGCCAGGCACCCUGCAGCAGCGACGAGGAGUACGGCUGCCCCAAGGACAACCAGGACGUCUACACGAGCGCUAGAGACGUGACGGAGAUCCCGAAGUCGGCCCCUCCCAUCGUUUCCGAAAUGUUCUUUAUCCAAACCAGCCUCCUCAAGGUCAAAGAAGGGGCCUUCCGGAACAUCCCCAACCUGGAGAAACUCCUGUUCCUUGGGAACAACAUCCGCACCAUUGAGGUGGGAGCCUUUGAUAAUUUGGGGAAACUGGAGGAGAUGGAAAUCUCUGGGGCUCAGCUGGGCCACCUGCCUGGGGGCGUCUUCCGAAAUCUGCCUGCUCUGCAGAAACUGAACCUGCGUGACAAUCAGAUCACAGGGGUGGGGGACGGGCUUUUUGACGGUCUGGCCAGGCUGACGGACCUUUACCUUCAUGUCAAUGAAAUCCCUUCUCUCCCUGACGGCAUCUUCGACGGGCUUCCCAAACUCACCACCUUGCACUUGGCCAAAAAUAAGAUUUCAAACCUCCCAAAGGAUCUCUUCAAGCAACUGACUCAGCUGAAGACUCUUCGGCUGUAUGAAAAUGAGAUUCACGAGCUCCCCGAGCGGAGUCUGGAGAACCAGCAGGGCUUGAAGGAGCUCACCCUCCAGCACAACAAAAUCCAGACUCUGCCCCCCGACUUGCUAAGGAAUCUUCCCAGCCUGGAGAAGCUUUUCCUGAACAACAACCGGAUCCAAGUCCUCCCAGGGGAGGCCUUCUUUGGGCUGAGGAAAAUGAAGCAGCUGAAAUUGGCUUCCAACCGGAUCGAAAUGCUUCCUGGGCAGCUUUUUGGCCCGAUGCCCCUGCUCAGGGAGCUGGACCUGAGCAUGAACAACCUCUCUUCUCUGGACAGCCUGCUAUCUCUCCCAGUAGUGAAGACCCUCAAGGUCUCCAAUAACCAUCUGGAGAGCAUCCCCGAGGGCCUCUUCAACAGCUGGGGAAAGCUCACCUCAGUGGAUCUCAGCGGGAACCCCUGGAGGUGUGACUGUCAUCUUCUCUACCUCCACAGCUGGAUGAGAAAUAAUCCCUCCAAAGCUCGAGAUGCCAAUAAGGUUGUGUGUAGAAGCCCCGAGGAUCUGGCCGGGAAGGAGGUCAGUGGACUAACUGAAGACCAGCUCAUCUGCCUGACAACCACCCCCCUUUCAACCCCCACCUUCACUUUAGCCACAGCAGUUCCCUCAGCCAGAGAAAUCCUCACAAUUGCUGGGGUUACUUCCACAACCCAUGAGACUCCAACCACAGCCUCCGAAAUCACGACCACCACCAAGAGGUCCACCACCAUUCCACAGUCCACCACCACCAAGACCACCCUUGAAAGCACCCCCACCCCCCAAGCCACCAGUACCAGUGUGGGCCACACCACAGCCUCUGAAAUCACAACCACCACCGAGAGGUCCACCACCAUUCCACAGUCCACCACCACCAUCAAGACCACCCUUGAAAGCACCCCCACCCCCCAAGCCACCAGUACCAGUGUGGGCCACACCACAGCCUCCGAAAUCACAAUCACCACCGAGAGGUCCACCACCAUUCCACAGUCCACCGCCACCAUCAAGACUACACCAGGCACCCACACCAUGGUUCACCUCCGUUGUUCCAUAGGCACAGACUUCUGCUGCUGGUGUGGUCACAACAACGCCUCAGCCGGCAACCGACGGAUCCUCUUGCAGUGCUCAUUCGUCUACUAG